This is a messenger RNA of Penicillium brevicompactum, 381 nucleotides long. Its product is annotated as putative vacuolar transporter chaperon Vtc1. The transcript has 2 exons. The record is from RefSeq and is a predicted model, not a curated record. NCBI's taxonomy places the organism in Eukaryota, Fungi, Ascomycota, Eurotiomycetes, Eurotiales, Aspergillaceae. Gene Ontology annotation, cellular component: vacuolar transporter chaperone complex; fungal-type vacuole membrane. The coding region runs from base 1 to 381 and encodes 126 amino acids.
AUGUCCAGCCAACCUCUUCUCCAAACCGCGCCUGGCAAGCGAAUUGCCCUGCCCACCCGCGUCGAGCCCAAAGUCUUCUUCGCCAACGAGCGUACCUUCCUCUCCUGGCUCAACUUCACCGUCAUCCUGGGCGGUCUCGCCGUCGGCCUCCUCAACUUCGGUGACCGUAUCGGUCGCAUCUCCGCCGCCCUCUUCACCGUCAUCGCCAUGGGCGCCAUGAUCUACGCCCUCGUCACAUUCCAUUGGCGAGCACAAAGUAUCCGACGCCGCGGGCAGGGCGGCAUUGAUGACCGAUUCGGUCCCACCAUUCUGGCCAUUGCGCUUCUUGCGGCUGUGGUGGUGAACUUCAUUCUCCGCAUCAAGGACGGCCAGAUGAACUGA